Eurytemora carolleeae is the source of this 1074-nucleotide messenger RNA. Its product is annotated as nuclear elongation and deformation protein 1-like. Lineage: Eukaryota; Metazoa; Arthropoda; Copepoda; Calanoida; Temoridae. The coding region runs from base 394 to 1008 and encodes 204 amino acids. The transcript is spliced from 8 exons. The record is from RefSeq and is a predicted model, not a curated record. Gene Ontology annotation, molecular function: phosphatidate phosphatase activity.
AACAAAAAGAACAUGUUCACAAUUUAAAUAGAAGAUGGGCGCUAAGCGCCCUAAAAGCCUAGUAACACUUUAAUCCUGCACUUCCUCAUGUAAAAUAUGGACAAUUUUGUUUGUUCAUUAGUGUUUGUUCAAUGUUUUGUAUACUGUAUCUGCUGACAUUAUUUAAUAAGGAAGGUCGUCGUAUUAUCUCUGUGUUAGAUUAAUCUCCUUGUAUAAUUGUUAAAGUUCUGGCUGCCGGCCAGCUUAAUUCAUAUUUUCACUGUAAAACUCGAGGUGUAAACUAUCUAGACAAUAAAGAGAAAAGAAUAAAAUAUAUUGAGUUUAGUGAACUUUGAAAUAUAUUAAUAGUUCUUUUUAACAGAUUAAUUGAAUUUAAAAGAGGGCUUCCCCGAUAUGUCCCUGUUAAAGUUCCAAUGUGAUACCUACACAAAAUUUAAAAUGUUUUUUACAAUUUUCUUCAUCUUCAUAUUGACAGGCUUGGCAGUGGGAGAGGAAGCAUUGAGAAAUGGUGCUAACGACAUAAUUGUUGUUCACAGGAGUGAUGGUGGGUUUGUGUCUACUAGAUGGGAUGUUAAAUUUGGAAAGCUUCAUUCUCUACUUAUUUCUAGAAUGGAAAUACAGGAUUCGGGAUACGCAGCAUUUAAAGGUUCUAGUGACAAAUAUAUGACCAGCCACCAUCUAGAGGAACUGAACUUAAAACCUGGAUUAAAUAAAGGAAAGUUUGUUGCUCCUCAACUUGGUGUUGUAAUUCCUUUCAAUGUGUUCUUAUAUGAGGAAAAUGAUAAAAUCGUGUUCACAGACAUAGAUGGAACCAUUACACAGAGUGAUAUUAAAGGACAUGUAAUGCCUCAUUUUGGACUGACUGCUGAGCAUCCAGCAGUAGUUGAACUGUUUUCAAGAAUAAAGGAACAAGGAUACCAUGUCAUAUACCUCACAUCUAGAUCAAUUAGUCAAGAUGCUGAGACUAAAGAAUAUCUGUUUGAAAUGCUACAGAAUUUAUAUUUAUAGAUCAAUUAGUAAAGAUGCUGAGAUUAAAGAAUAUCUGUUUGAAAUGCUACAGAAUUUAUAUUUAUA